Molecule: messenger RNA, 954 nt
Organism: Acipenser ruthenus (sterlet)
Lineage: Eukaryota; Metazoa; Chordata; Actinopteri; Acipenseriformes; Acipenseridae
Product: zinc finger HIT domain-containing protein 1-like
Exons: 6
Coding region: 93-584 (163 amino acids)
Biological process (GO): chromatin remodeling
Cellular component (GO): Swr1 complex
Molecular function (GO): nucleosome binding
Source: RefSeq, a predicted model, not a curated record
GCUCAAUCGCAUUUGAAAAGCAAACUCCCCGUACUGUACUGCACCAGGUUUGUCUGCUGCAGGGACCCGUAGCAGCCUGACUAAAAAAAAACAUGGUGGAGAAGAAGACGUCGGCGCGCUCACAGGAGGCGAAUCAGCGGCGGAUAUUAGACCGCGCCACACGGCAGCGGCGGCUGAACCGCCAGCUCGAGGCGCUAGAGAAGGACAAUUUCCAGGACGAUCCUCACGCCAACCUGCCCCAGCUGGUCAAGCGGCUGCCUCAGUUCGACGACAGGCACGAAUCUAGUAAGAAGAGGAAAAAAACCCGAGGCGACCAUUUUAAACUACGAUUUCGCAAGAACUUCCAGGCUCUCUUGGAAGAACAGGUGAUCCCACAAGCAGAGAAAACCAAGAAUCUGAGCGUGAGUGAGGGGCCCAACUACCUGACAGCCUGCGCCCCUCCCUCCAAGCUGCCCCAGCGCCCCUUCUGCGCGGUGUGCGGGUUCCCCUCAAACUACACCUGCGUUUCCUGCGGAGCCCGCUACUGCUGUGUCAAGUGUCUGGGGACCCACCAAGAGACCAGGUGCCUCAAAUGGACAGUUUGAUGGUAACGGACAUAAAAACAAGGAGGAGCGAACCAUUUACAGACUUUGCAAGCAUUAUCCUAGAUUAAUUUAAAUAAAAAAAUAAUUAAAAAGUGGGAUGCAUGGAAGACUUCAGAAUGAUGGUGUUUAAAAUUAUUUUUAUAAUGAUUUUUUUUUUUUUUUUUAAAGCGUUUUAUUUGAAGUGGCAGGCGCUAGGGUUUGAAAAAAAGUUUAAAAUAAUAUUUAUUUAUUUUUUGCCUGUGUUAUUCUAGCAGUAUUAGCAUUUGCACUGACUGUAAACUACACUGUGUUCAAAUAUGCAUCUUGCAUUGUAAUACCUGUAAGUCAUCUUGGAUAGAGGCAUCUGCAAAUAAAGAAGUGCUGUAUAUAA